This is a messenger RNA of Torulaspora globosa, 978 nucleotides long. It is a transcript of the gene CSA1, whose product is annotated as Csa1p. Bases 1 to 978 code for a protein of 325 amino acids. The record is from RefSeq and is a predicted model, not a curated record. Lineage: Eukaryota; Fungi; Ascomycota; Saccharomycetes; Saccharomycetales; Saccharomycetaceae. The transcript has a single exon.
AUGCUGGAAUCUGUGAAGAAGUAUGUUGGAGAGGUGCUGAGCAGUGACCCUCGAAAGAGGGACUUCGGAGAUCUAGAAGAGGUGAAAAGGAGAAGACAGAGGCAGAGCCCCAUGGGUCAAAGAAAUAGAGUGAAGUUGGGGGGUAGAAGUAGGAUCAAGACACAUGCUAACUUUGCUGGCAAUGGUAGCAGACGGAUGCCCAGAAAAGAGCGGAUGAUACGAUACAGUGAGGGCGCGGGAGCGAAUGCGAGGAUUAGGGAACCCGCAGGUGGCCUAAAGGCCGUCUGGAAGUCCCUGAAGACUUUCUUCUCCAGUGAGGACCAGGACCUGGGCCUCAUGCAGAAAGCUUGCACCAAUCUUGACUCCAUGGUGUCACCGAGCAAGCGGCUGUCAGGAGCCGAGGAAAGGAGGCAGUUGAAGGAAAGAAUCGCCAGGAGCGAGGCAUUCAAGAGGAAAGUGCUGCAAGUGAAGUACGACAGCGAAAUGCUCAAGGAGCUUCGAGUCGGCAGGUCUCGACAGAGAGCCGACGAGACCGCCGCACAUAACCUCAGCGACGACCAAGUUACUCUGCUGCAGAAGAAGAUCGCCCACCUAGAAAGCGAGCUCAAGAACUCGCGGGAAGACCUUCGAAUAACCCAGAAGAGACUGAAAUUCGCUAACGAGAAGAACGCUUUGCUAGAGUCCCUGCUGGACGACGCAAACAUAGACAGAGAAUACGUCAAGUCUAGAAGAGAUAUCAAGAACAUACAACGGGACAACCUGAUACCGGAAAGCGAGCUACCGCCCUCGCCAAGACGCGCGGUGAACCCACUGUACACCUCGAGCCCGAUGCGUAACGGGUCGAAAGAUGAGUCCGCUGCCGCCACAGACUUCUACAGCAAGUAUCCCAAGAUCCCUGAAACUGAAGCACUCGCCAAGAACCAAAAGAACGACUCUCUAUCGCCCAUUAGAAUCGACUAUUCCAAGUAUUCUAUGUGA